Messenger RNA from Dioscorea cayenensis subsp. rotundata (Guinea yam), 1529 nucleotides. Its product is annotated as protein GAMETE EXPRESSED 1-like. The record is from RefSeq and is a predicted model, not a curated record. Lineage: Eukaryota; Viridiplantae; Streptophyta; Magnoliopsida; Dioscoreales; Dioscoreaceae.
AUGUUGGCAAAGCGCUACCAGAAUUUGUUCGCCGGUUGCUCAGAGAUCCUUUCUGACAAGGAGAAGCAAUCAAGACUGGCCUGGCUCCUCACCGACUGCUUCCAGAAGGACUCAGGGAGGCCAACAUUGCCUUCCUGUAAUUCUGGUGGUCAAAUGCUUACAUGUCUCAAGAAACUAGAUGAUGCUGAGCAUAAGGUUUAUCUCGAGUUUCUUGAGACAAACUCUAUCUGCCACCAAUGUACAGUUAACGCAUUCAAGCAUGAUACAGAGAGAUUGGUCAAUGGGUUGGCCAAGUCAGCUAGAUUUGCAGAGACUCAAUAUAUUAAAACAGAACGAAUGGCUCAAACAUCAAGGGAGAUUGACUCCAAGAUUCAGGAUGUUUUGAAGCACUCGGAAGCUAUUUUUGAGCAGUCAAGAGGAAUAUCAGCUUCUCAGUCGGAGGAUGGCUUUGGUGCGAGAAAUCAUAUAGAGAGUUUGGGUGAUGGAAUUGACAAAGUAAGGGGUAAAACAGUUGAGAUUGAAAAGGAGAUAGUGGAAAUCGGAGUCUCGAUGUCUUCAAAGAUGAAAGAUCUUCAAAGCACCGCUAAUGAUAUUGGUAAUGUUGCUGGUAUGUCCUUGGACAGACAAAGGCAGCUUCUCGAUGGACAAGCGACAGCCCUUCAAGGUCUUGAUUUCCUUACAAAAUUUCAAUCUCAAGCUCUUCAAGAAAGCAGGGAUGCCUUACAAAAAUUAGCUGAGUUUGGAGAGAAGCAACAAGCAGAACUUCUUAAGAAACAAGAACAAAUUCAGCACGCUCAUGAUCGUCUAAUCCAAAAUUCACAAUCAAUAUUGUCUGCUCAGGAGGAGUUUGAAAAGAAACAAGCUAAUGUUUUUGCUGCUCUCGAGAAGCUCUUCACAUUACAUAACACCUUCUUAGCAGAAUCUCGCUUCAUUAAAUCAUUUCUUUUUUAUUCUUGUGUGAUAUUUCUUCUUUACAUGCUUACAAGCACAAAGCAGACAUUCAGCAUUAGAGCACGCCUUUAUAUAGGACUCUGCAUAACAUUCGUGCUAGAACUUGUGAUAAUUCGACUGAGUGACGGUGAUUUACUCCAACAAACUUGGAUAACAUCACAAGUCUUUGUUGCUAGAUCCUCGUUUCUUGCAGUUGCCUCUAUCCAGCUCAUAUAUGCAAUCUUCACUUACAGAGAUUAUGAAGUAUUGAACCAUCAAUUGUUACAGAAAUUAAUUGAUAAGGUUAACAUCAUGGAGUUAAACUCAGGCAGGAAGUUAUUGUCUGUGAGUAUUGAAACUGAUAGCUGCAGCAGCAAUUUGAGCCAAUAUUCAUGGAUUGACAAGGAGUUGCUUGAAGAUGUUGAUAGUAAAAUGGAUCCUAAUUAUAUUUUUCCAGAGGAAGUCUCUGAAAAUUCCAUUACCACUUCGAUUACAAGAAAGUAUGAUCUCCGGCCACGAAGACGGUUACCCAAAUUAUACUCUUGACAUUUUAAAUAUUUUUAAAAAAUUAUUACUAAGAAGAAAAUAUAUAUACCAUA